GUCUGCCCCCGCACUCCUGCGACAGCAGCCCCAGCUCCUGUGGCCAACGGCUCCACAACCCAGGCAGCUCAGGCCAUGGAGGGGCCCGUGAAGGAUGGGAUCCUUUAUGUCCAGCACUUCAAAUUUGGAAAGAGGUCCUGGAAGAAGGUGCGGGCGCAGCUGUUCGCGGCUGGCCCGUCAGGCGUGGCCCGCAUGGAGCAGUUUGCGGUGCGGGACGGUUCGGGGCCCGAGAAGACAUCGCUGCGCCGGGGCGAACGCCGGGUGCUCCGGCUGGCCGACUGUGUGUCCGUGGGGCCUGCCGGCAGCGAGGGCUGCCCCCGUGGCACGGCCGCCUUCUGCCUCCGCACCCUGGACAAGAGCCACGUGCUGGCGGCCGAGCAGCCUGACGAGUGGGUGGCGCAGCUCUGCCAACUGGCCUUCCAGGGCACAAAGGAGAUGGCUCCAGGCAGCAACAGGGCCUCGCCCAGCUCUGGCCUCUGCAUGGAGGAGAACACGAUCUACUCGUCCUGGCACGCACCGAACGAGUUCCCAGUACUGCUGCUCCGGACCGAGGCCUCCACCCGCUGCGGCCUGAGCGGGCGCUACCUGCUGGCCGUGCUGCCCGAGCGCCUGGUGCUGAAGGAGCUGCAGACGCGGCAGCUGUUGCUUGCCUGGCCCUACCCCUUCCUGCGCAAGUUCGGCCAGGACCAGGCCAUGCUGUCCUUCGAGGCCGGCCGCCGCUGCGACUCUGGUGAGGGCGUCUUCACCUUCAGCACGGGCCACGCUGCCGAGAUCUGUGGUCUCAUAUCCGCUGCCAUCGCCCGCCAGAGGAACCAGGAGCCCUGGCAGCACCCCGCCAGCGGCCCCGAGGGGGCACCAUCAGCGUCCUGGGCCCUCGAGGAUGGAGGGGCCGCGCCGCCCGCCUGGCUCCGGCCCGAGCACCCUCCGCCCCAGCCCUGCUCACGGGAGCCAGGGGCUCCAGACAGGGUGGACCACACCUUCCCCGUCAUCUACGCCUCCAUUGUCCGGGGCCUGCAGCCCCUGCCUGCUGGGGUCCAGCGGGAGCCGGAGCCGGAGCCGGGGGCCUGGGGCCAGCAGCCCUCCGAGCACCUGUACGAGAACCUGUGCGGCCUGGAGCCAGACUGCCCGGGGCGGGGCCUGGACCAGGCGGCCCCGACCGCCACAGCUCUGCCCUGCCCGGAGCUGGCCCUGCCAAGGAAGGCGGCUGUGCCGGGUGGGCACGUUCACAGGCGUAGCUGA
This is a messenger RNA of Alligator sinensis (Chinese alligator), 1239 nucleotides long. RefSeq names its product docking protein 3 (gene DOK3). The record is from RefSeq and is a predicted model, not a curated record. Gene Ontology annotation, cellular component: cytoplasm. The transcript has 6 exons. Gene Ontology annotation, biological process: cell surface receptor protein tyrosine kinase signaling pathway; positive regulation of MAPK cascade. Bases 76 to 1239 code for a protein of 387 amino acids. Lineage: Eukaryota; Metazoa; Chordata; Crocodylia; Alligatoridae.